UCAGGAUGGUGCCCCCCCCUCCCAUCAACCAGCCCCAUGUCUGCCUGUCCACCCUGCUGAUCAUGAGCAGUAUGGCCCUGAUCGAUGCCUAUCUGGUGGAACAGAACCACGGGCCCAGGAAGAUAGGUAUCUGUAUCAUGGUGAUGGUAGGGGACCUGUGCUUCCUCAUCGUGUUGCGGUACGUGGCGGUUUGGGUCGGGGCCGAGGUGCGGACCGCCAAGCGAGGCUACGCCAUGAUACUCUGGUUCCUCUAUAUCUUUGUUCUGGAGAUCAAGGUGUACUUUGUGUACCAGAACUACAAGGCUGACAGGAAGUCUCUGGAUGCUCUGGCCCGUAAGGCCCUGACCCUACUCCUCUCAGUCUGUGUCCCGGUGCUGUUUGUAGGUCUAGUGGCCAUAGACCAUAUGGAGUACGUACAGCCGUUCAAGAAGAAAGAAGAGCUCCGUAACAGGUUGUUCUGGGUGGUGGUGGACCUGCUAGAUAUCCUGGAUAUUCAGGCUAAUCUCUGGGAACCCCUGAAGAAAGGUCUCCCUCUGUGGGCUGAAGGACUGAUGUUCUUCUAUUGUUACAUCCUGUUGCUAGUCCUCCCAUGUGUCUCUCUUAGUGAGAUCUCCAUGCAGGGCAUCAAUAUAGUCCCACACAAGAUGAUGCUGUAUCCUAUCCUCAGCCUGGUCACCAUUAAUAUUUUAACCUUAUUGAUCAGAGGCUGUAACAUGCUGCUGUAUAAGGAUGCCCGGGUCAGUGGGAUCCUGAUAGGGAAGAAUGUGUUAGCUAUCAUACUAAAGACCUGUAGCUUCCUCCAGUACAGGAGGCAGUUACAGAACACUCCUCCUGCGUUCGGGUUGGAACGACAGAGGAACUCUGUACCGCAUCACCAUGGUAACCAGGGUCUUGGACACCCUGUUUCUAUAGUGAUGACUGCUCACCCGCAGGUGGUCCUCCUGGACCAGAUAGCCCUGCCCCUCCCUCUGCCAGAGGUCACAACUACAUGUCAACAUACAUGACUGAGACCAGGAUCAUACCAUGUAUGUAUGACCCUCAGGGUAUUAUACACGGGACACACAGGAACAUCUGACUCUGACCAAAAUCUACAUGGAUGUACCAAUAUCAUGUAUGACCAUCAGGACUCUACAGGGCAAUGGUCAACAUCACGUGAAAAACCUUGUAUGGAUAUUAUCACUGUUCAGUGGGACACUUUACACUUCUAAUAGAACAUAAAGCAGUGUAUAGAUAUUGUCACUGAUCGAAGGUACACGGGAUCCUUAUGGAGUAUAGAGCAGAGACAUGGAGAAUGUUUAUGAAGAACCUUGAUACAAAGAAGAUUAUAAUACCAAUCUGAAUGUAUAUUAUCAUUGGAACACAUUGGACACUCUCCUUGAGGAUAAUAUGGUGACAUGGACAACACCUUCUGGUGUAAAGAACAGUAUCUCUAGACUGUUAAAGACAACACCUUCUGGUGUAAAGAACAGUAUCUCUAGACACUGUUACAACACCUUCUGGUGUAAAGAACAGUAUUUAAAGACAACACCUUCUGGUGUAAAGAACAGGAUCUCUAAACUCUGUUAAAGACAACACCUUCUGGUGUAAAGAACAGGAUCUCUAAACUCUGUUAAAGACAACACCUUCUGGUGUAAAGAACAAAUCAAAUCAAAUCAAAUCAAAUUUAUUUUUAUA
Salmo salar (Atlantic salmon) is the source of this 1674-nucleotide messenger RNA. RefSeq names its product transmembrane protein 121. The record is from RefSeq and is a predicted model, not a curated record. NCBI's taxonomy places the organism in Eukaryota, Metazoa, Chordata, Actinopteri, Salmoniformes, Salmonidae.